This is a messenger RNA of Rhagoletis pomonella (apple maggot), 408 nucleotides long. RefSeq names its product RING finger protein 145-like. Lineage: Eukaryota; Metazoa; Arthropoda; Insecta; Diptera; Tephritidae. The coding region runs from base 1 to 408 and encodes 135 amino acids. The transcript has a single exon. The record is from RefSeq and is a predicted model, not a curated record.
AUGACUGAGAUGCAAGACUGUGUAAUUACUUUGUGCAACCACGUAUAUCACCGGGAAUGUAUAGGAACUUGGCUUGAAAAGCAACACGAAUGUCCUUGUUGCAAAAGAUUAUGUCAUGUUAAAGACUGCAUACCAAUUACCCUCAAGCCGGCUGAGCAAAGCUUUCAAAGUAGACAAGGUACCAAUUUUCGAGGGCGCGGGCAUAGACAAUUAACUCGCAAUAGGCGUCGUAAUAACCCUCCAAGCUCCCAGUCGUUAAUAGAAGGUGAUAAUAAUCAGCAAGUUGCGCAAAGCCCUCGUUCCUUAAACCUGUCCAUGCCAGUAGGUGAUUCAGUCGAUAGGGAUGUAACUAACGUCUCCAAUACGCAACGUAACCUAAAUAAUCAAAUCGCGACUCUGGUGCCGUAG